This is a messenger RNA of Wasmannia auropunctata (little fire ant), 618 nucleotides long. Its product is annotated as cysteine-rich protein 1-like. The record is from RefSeq and is a predicted model, not a curated record. Lineage: Eukaryota; Metazoa; Arthropoda; Insecta; Hymenoptera; Formicidae. The transcript is spliced from 3 exons. Bases 145 to 381 code for a protein of 78 amino acids.
CUCAAUCAACUGGAGAGCGUUGCGUUACCUUGCCAGGCUCUCAGGGCCAGUACGCGUCUGACCACGUCGCUGAGAGCAUCCUCCUGUUAGUUACACGCACAACCUCGUCGGACUAGAAGCCGGUCCUCCACGACACAUAACAAGAUGCCCAAUUGUCCAAAGUGCGACAAGCCUGUGUACUUCGCCGAGAGGAAGACAUCCUUAGGCAAAGAUUGGCACGGUUCGUGUUUACGCUGCGAGAAAUGCAAUAAGACCUUAACACCCGGGGGUCAUGCCGAGCACGAAGGGAAACCCUACUGCAAUCACCCUUGCUAUUCAGCCUUGUUCGGUCCAGGAGGUUUCGGACGAGGCGGUGCCGAAAGUUAUGUUUACAAUAAAUGAAGCAUAAAUGUAUAAGCAGCUAGUAAUGUCUACUUCAAUAUAUGUCUAACCAUAUAUAAGACAAUUGUAUAAUUUACAAGGAACAGUUGAACACUUAAAUAUAUAAUAACAAUCAUUCUAAUUAUUUAUGUAUACGUAAAUGUUUCUAUUUUUUAUAAGAUUUAGAAGUGUAUCUGUUAUUGAAUAUAUACGUAUAAUAACGAGAGGAAUACAUACUAUAUAGUAGAAGAAAAAUAA